GGAGGAGACUUUUUACCCGCCGCUGGGAGAUCAAGGUGUCCCAGAUAGAGUGUCAGUCGCCCCAUCGGCCACCUGCUAAUUGCCUACAGUACUACACCGGGACACAGGGUCUAUUCUCUUCGUUCAAUUAUGACUCCGAUGCUGAUUCUAUGUACCUGAAUAACCUGAACUACGCCAUCUGUCUGAGGAAGGAGGCAGGCUUCUGUUCCGUUGUGUACAAUAACAUUCUUCCAACAAACGAGAAGUCAUUCGAAAUAGUCAACUUCCAAGUGGAUUCUGCGGGUGCGGUCAAUCCCACCGUGUCCACAGGAGAGGCGGGAGUCGGCCUCAUCCAAUGUGUGGACGAUUACCUGAUCAUGGCGGGGACCAGACUGUGUGGCCACCGACUCAACGAUGGCUCUAGUCCACAGCCCACUGAUAACGCUCCCAUCACAGACACGACCAAUGGGCCUUUCAUCGUUCAGUUCACCAGUGACGGCUCAUACACGGGUCAAGGCUUCCAGUUAUUCUACCAACAAUACUCUUGCUAAAAUGAACUAUACUAAAGUCUAUAAUGUGAUACAAUACUAAACCUCUGUUAGUGUUAAAGUAUUAGUUAUUUUGUUAAGUUAGUAAAAUAUUUCUUGUAUUUAUUGUCACUCUGUACUGUAUGUGAAGUAACCUGUUGUCACUCUGUACAGUACGACUAUAUGAAAUACACUGUAAUUUAUCUUGACCUUCCUGUAACUGUAUUCUGUGCUGUAUCAGGAACACUACAAAUAAAUACAGUGUUGAGGUCAGGUUAGGUUAGUAUUCUGCAUCAAUAUACUGUACUCACUAUGUAAGAUAACCAGCUCAGCAAAUAAUGAUUAAUAAUUUACAAGUUUACUGUUACAAAGGCACCACUAUAAUGUAUGACCAAAAACACACAAAUUAUUUACAAAAAACUUCAUUUACAAGAGAAUUUACAAAAACAAUUUACAAAACAUCAAUCAAUAUACAUGUACUGAUCUCCUAUAGAAUAAUUUAUCUAUAUAUAUACUAUACAUUUUAUAUAUAUUUUCUUAUCAAUAAACUAAUGUAUUUAUAUAAGUUAAUUUACUUUGCUUAUUUACAGUGUUUGGUCAAUGUUGAAUCAGAGGCAUCAAGGGUGAGUGAGGGUGGAAGGUGCGUGUCAUAGGGUGCGUGUGUCAUAGGGUGCGUGUGUCAUAGGGUGCGUGUGUCAUAGGGUGCGUGUGUCAUAGGGUGCAUGUGUCAUAGGGUGCGUGUGUCAUAGGGUGCAUGUGUCAUAGGGUGCGUGUGUCAUAGGGUACAUGUUAUAGUGUGCAUUAGAGAGAGUGUGUUAUACAGUGGGUCUUUGUAACUCAUAAGGGCUUUCAUUUAUAAAAGUCAUUAACGGGACAAUUUUUCCCAUCUAAACCAUGUAACUAAGGAAGGUUCAGUUCCUAGCGGGUCAAGUCAGGUCACAUUUGUUGGUUAGUCUACGGUAAAGUGCGGAGAAAUGCGUACUAAUCCCAUAGAAACUUUGUAGCCAUAGACAGAUACUACAGAUCACAGAUGGCGCUGGUGGUCAUUAUUUACCUCGGGCCUCCUUAACCCACGACACGACCUAGCUUAUUUAGUUUAAUUUACGGAUGUGGCAAUAAAUAUUAAACCUCACUAUACACAACGUAGGUACAGACACACAGAACAACCGCCGGUACAAAUGACUGCCGGAGAAAUAAACAGACUCAACUAACGACUCACUUCAAAUUGUUACGGGGAGAAAUUAGGUCAUUUCUCUAAUCUUCCUCAACAAUUAGCAGCCAUUUGCCGAUCAUAAUAUGUAAAUACGACGGAAUAUUCAUCUGAUAUUAGAAAAAGUUAGUAUUAAUCUCAAAUUUACCUCCAUAUAUACCAGAUCUCACUUCUUCAUUAUACCCUCAUAGUCACUGUACCCUCAUAGUCACUGUACCAUCAUAGUCACUGUACCAUCAUAGUCACUGUACCCUCAUAGUCACAGAGUUAGGUUACAGUCUGUCAGCCACGUCAUCUUUGCCCCCCGGUGUCUUCGCCUCUUCUCCGUGCCUCCUACCUAAACAAUGACAGAAAACCCAAUGAUGAAAUACUGGGCGUCGGUCUCAAUAAAAUGUAUACGCACCGCAUUACAGAGUUAUGGGCGACAGGGUGAGUUUUGUAUUACAUUAUCAACAUUGUUCUCACUUGCUACAAACAUUCCUAAAAUUGCCAUGAAAAUCUGUAAGGCAGUGUAGGCCUAAAUAUAUUUUGGGAGACCUAUACCUAUCCUGUAUUUCUGUGUGCACAUGCACUCAUGUGUGUGUGCACACACACACACACACACAUCUGUGAGGGAACUACUACAUCAUCAGGCCCUUCGUAACACCACCU
Homarus americanus (American lobster) is the source of this 2367-nucleotide messenger RNA. RefSeq lists its product as uncharacterized. NCBI's taxonomy places the organism in Eukaryota, Metazoa, Arthropoda, Malacostraca, Decapoda, Nephropidae. The record is from RefSeq and is a predicted model, not a curated record. The transcript has 5 exons. The coding region runs from base 150 to 530 and encodes 126 amino acids.